AUGACCCGACCAAUUGAUCAAGCCCAUCAAAGGAGGCACUUAAGUGGCUGGCCGACACCUCCUCGACGACGACAGAUUUCCCAGGCCUACUCGAGUGCGAACAGACUCGUCAUUAUCGGCGCCGAUCAAACGAGGCGCCUUAAGUGGCCCCUCUUCACAUCUCCAAACUCUUGACAGACCUCCUCGUCGGUUCCGAAUUAACGAUACCCUUGGCUGACUGCUGGGAAAACGGCGCGCCAAACGAGAAGGUUACUGUAGGCGGAUUGUUUGCUCGACCGCACUACGGCUGCUGGUCAACCUUGAUAACGCCUUCUUCUGUUAUUGUUUUGGGACAAGUUUCAUGUUUCUGAAGUAGUUUAUAAAGUCAAUUUUUAGUUGAAAAAAAUAGUAGAUUUUUUUGUCAUUUUCGUGAGAUCAGAUUGAGCCAUUUUGGGGAUUUUUGUUUGAGUAUCCUGCUUUCGAAAAAAAUUAAAAAAAUAACCUUCAAAAAUAUUUUUUUCUUUCUUUCUUUUUGAGCCUGUGAAAAAUUUCCUUUUCCAUUUUUUUUUUCAAUUUUGUUUCCGAAAAAUUGUUCCAGGAUCACAUAGCUUCAGUUUGUCACAGUAUGUUUUUUUGUAGAGGCUUUCUGAUUACUGUAUUUGGGUUACUGUAGCCAGAGUUAUUUUUUUAUACACUGCUUUUUUGAAAUGACAGUGUAAUGUUGACUGUAGCUAAAGAGCAAGUUUUGUUGAUUCAGAAUUUUUGAAAUUUUGGAGUUCUAGAAAUAUAUUCCGAACCUUUUUUUAAUCGUUUCAAUCUUUAAAAAUAAUUUCUAAAUCUUCUUUCUCAAAUUUCCUUGAUUUUGAAUAUUUACAGUGUUUCAAAGGUCUCAAUUUACAGUACCAUCUGAAAAAAUUCGAAAAACUCGACCUCUGAUGUCAACAGAAAUCAGCUGUGAGACCCAGCGAAAAAAACCAUUCGCCAAAAAAAAACAACAAGGAGUUUUGACAGACGCAGCAAGUUGACGGGGGUCGACGUCGUCUGCCGUGUCACAUCGGAUCCAUCAGAAGGAAAAAGACGCCGCCGUCAGGCGUCCGUCAUCCGUCGACGGAUGGCCGCCCCGCAGGAGGGGGGACAAAACGUCCGUUCGCUCGUUCGUGUCACUGUCGUGUCCGAUUGUUGCAACAGACGGCAUACCGGUCAUGCCAACUGCGGCUUUGAGAGGAGUCUUUGGACGAUUUGAGGCCUUGGAGGAAGUUAUGUGGAUGGUUUGGGUUUUCGGGAGGCCUUUUCGAAGUUUUGAGUGAGCAGAAACUGUAGUUUCAGGGAUUUGAGAGAUUAUAUUUUGAGAAAGAAGUGGGAUAUCAUUUUUUGGAGUAACUGACAGCUGAUCAAAAGGAGCAAAAAGCAAGUUUUCAAAUAUUCCAAGUUUGGACAGAUUGAAGCGUUUGGGAGCAUGACCAACUACUCGGACCUUGGUAACGCGAACGGGACGCGAAUCGGACGUGUCGGGGCAUAUCUAGUGACCACUUUAGUAGCCUCAGCACUCUUAAGUGAUCCCUAG
Messenger RNA from Caenorhabditis auriculariae, 1543 nucleotides. Lineage: Eukaryota; Metazoa; Nematoda; Chromadorea; Rhabditida; Rhabditidae. The record is from the annotation of a GenBank genome assembly.